ACGGAGCAUGUCAUGACGUCACAAAACGUGCGAGCUCACCUGAGCCGUUGAGCGAGCUCAGUUAAUCGAAAAGCGAUGAAAUAGCGCGCAACGAUGGAUAAAAGCGUUUUCUGGCAACAGUAGUUUGUGAAGAUUGGUCUAUUAUUGAAGCUCGUGAAUUAAAUACUUUGUAGGCAGAACGAUUUAUACGGUGAAGAAAUGAACGGUAGGCACGUCGUUCAAUUUACCAGGCUUGGUAUUGUUGUGGUUUGCACCGCACUCUUAUAUGUAGCGCAAUUUGGUUCCACCGAACCGUUGGACGGUGUCCCGAAUUUGGUUUCAUUCGAAAAUGAUGAAUUCGUAGGCCGCAAUGAAUAUUCUGAAAUGGAGGAUGAGCCAGAACUGGAGCAAGACUAUGUCCAGCUCGAAUCUCUGGAUUAUGAAGUUGUCAACCGUCGGGAUGACUUCACUCUGCCCGGGUCUGGCACAAAAUUCAGUCAAUUGCCUGACUGCACAGAUGAGGAACCUAUUGCUGAAGCUGGCCAGAACCAUGUGCUUGUAAGCACUCUUGAUGGAGACAUCACAAGCUUGGAUCUUGAAACUGGAGCUGUUCUCUGGAGGAAUUCACUUGGUCACCAACGUUUGUUGUCAACAUCCAGUGCUGGGUUGCAAAUGGUGGCUGCUGGGAAAAUGAUUCAGUUGGUUCCCUCUUUGGAUGGAAUGCUUUAUCAAAUCAGCAAGGGAUCUGACAAACUCACUGCCUUGCCUGUAUCAGCUGAUGCACUCAAGGCUUCAACCUUCAAGUUUGAUGAUGAAACAUAUGUGUCAGGUGGAUACUCGUCAGAAUCAUUUGGUUUAUAUGCUGGGAGUGGAGCCCUUGUGUACAAGUGUGAUCAUGAGGGCUGCAAGCAGCGCACCAACUUAGAUGGGGUCAUCCCCCCACUGUCGGACUCGGAUGAUGUUAUCCUCGUAACUAAGACCAUGAGGAAUGUCUAUGCUUUCGACCCUACACUUGGUAUUGAGAAGUUUAACUACAGCGUAGGAGAGCAUCAGGUGGAGCUGGUCCGCAGCAGCGGGUGUCGUGCCACAGCGGGCCGCAAAGCACCUUCAGACAACCCCACUCUACCCUUGCUGCGCUUCUCCCUCUCUGACAGGCUUAUUCAGGCGGAGCUAGAAGAUGGAACGCGGCUGUGGAAGAACAGAUUUGACCACCCAAUCACUGGGGCUUGGAGGCUACAGGAUGGGGAACUUACAAAAUUGGACCUGCUGGCGCCCAGCAACCUCUAUCAGCUGGUGCCGCUACACUCGACCACGCCACGGGUGGACGAUUUUGUUUCCCCCGAUGUGUACCUCGGUAGGGUAGGGCAGCAGAUGUACGUGCAACACUCAGAGCGACUCAGGAUGAAGCUGCAGGCCUUCUCUGCCGCCAACACGCUCAGGCGAACCAAUCUCUUCAAAAUUGACGGGCAGCUGUUCGAACGACCUUCCAUCAGCUGGAAGCCCUACUUUGUUCGACCACCUCAGUUGGCUCACGCGUUGCCGCAUGAUAAUGGCGAAACAUCCUUGGCAAUUCAGUAUCAUCCUGACGCCAGUUCAAUUGAUGCCGCUGCUGGUGUUGAUGUCGCCGGGGCCAACGGUCAUAAUCAACAGUCGUCUGCGACAGUCACUGAUGUCACGCAUCAGGAUCUUGACGUCGUCCCUAUUCCUGAUGACUCAAACAUUGUUACCCCUGAUAACAAUAAUCGUUCAAAUUUCGGCGUGUAUCUUUUCAUGAACGACGCCUUGUUUGACGAUGGGAGGCCUCCCAUACGCCGCGCUAUCGACACGUCUCCCGGCUUGAAAUAUGGCACGCAUGAUCCUCCGACUGCCGCACGUGAUGCCACAUCGUCUCAAGCCGAUUCACCGUGGGCGUGGGUCGUCAGUUGGUUCAACCACUCGCUCAGUCUUACGUGGCAGUUGCGGUUCCCAGUCUCGAUUGUGCAGUCAGUGUUGCUGUGCGUGUGUCUGCUGUUCACGAUACAGGUUUUCUCUCCUGCCUGGAGUAAGUGGCUGGUCACGUUCUUGCUCGCUCCUCUCAUCGCCUUGUACGCUGCAUUCAGGAAGCUCUGGCCGACUGGACGACAGGUACUACAGGCUCGUCUCCAACCUUCAAAUUUGCCUUACACGUCUCUUGACCAGACUUAUAAUUGUACGGCGGCUCCUAGUCAGGAUGUAUUCCAAGUUGCAGCUUCACAGAAUUCCGGGCAGCCACAGCCACAAACAGGACAAGGAAUUUCGGCAGAGCCUUCUGGAGCUUUAUUUCCAUACAACCGUACUAUUAGGCACCAACAGUGGCCUUCAGUCUGUCCUGUAGCUGACAGUCAAGCCGACCACCAGACAACUGUCAAUGAUGGCAGUUGUGGAAAUCCCCUCGCCAGGGGGCGUUUCAAUGUUCCUCAUUCAAAAGACUCUAAAAAUCAGUCUUCCAAAAUUGGCAACGAGUCUUCUUUCACAGUUGAUUUCGAUGAGGGGUCUUCAGGAAUUAUAUUUGCAGACUCAUCCAAGCCUGAGCUCGAAGAAGAUGGAUCCUUCCACAAUCACGUCUCUGAGUCCAAUGACAGCGGUGGAAAUUCUCAUAGUUUUACUUUUAAUCAGGAGUCAUCAUUUAUUCAAUCUAAGGACGAUUCGCAACUUGAUGAGGAUUUUAAUUAUAACUCAGAAAAGAUGGACAAUGAUUCAUCAAGCAGCGGUAGCAGCGCGGCUUCAUGUGAAGAUGUGGCCGCUGAAAAUAAUGGUUUGACUUCAGCUGGAAGUCAGAGCGACUCGAUUCUGUUUAAAGAUUCCACACGGCCUGACUUCAGCGAAAUUAAGGAAAAUGGGCGUCGCGCUUCAAAUAUUGGGGAAGAGGAUGAAAACAAUGCCCUAGCCCGACCCGAAACACUCAACCUUUCCGACAGUUUACCAAGCUUGUCCCAAGCACGCUACGCCAAAAGGUCUCGUAAGAACUCGAGAGGGCCCCAAGAUUACCUGUAUAUUCAGAUGGAGUUGUGUGACCCCAAGACACUCAAAGACUGGCUGAUGCAGAACACGGAAAGACCUAAGACAAAGGUCCUUAAAUUUUUCCUCGAUAUCGUAAAUGCUGUGGAACACGUGCAUGACAAACAGAUGAUGCACAGAGAUCUCAAGCCGUCGAACAUUUUCUUCAGUCUUCAUCAAGAGGAUGUCUUAAAAGUCGGGGAUUUGGGUCUGGUGACUCACAUUGCUGACGAGGACUGCGAUAGCCACAGCGCUCGUACGCCGUUGUCGCCUUCUGGCCAAGACGAUUCGGCACCGAGUGUGCAACAGGCCCACCACAAGCACACGCAGGGGGCAGGCACCCAGACCUACAUGAGUCCGGAGCAGCUGCGCCGCGUCGAGUAUGACUACAAGGUCGACAUCUUCUCAAUGGGCCUUAUACUCUUUGAAAUGCUCUGGCCUAUGCGUACAGACUCGGAACGAAUUCGGGUGUUGUCUCAGGUACGGAUGCUGCAGUUUCCAGAGGGCUUCGUAGAAGAGCAUCCAGAAGAGCACGACCUGCUGCAGCUGAUGCUCAACGCGGACCCCCAAAAGAGACCUACAACUCGGGGCAUCCGAGCGCGAGCGCCCCUCAAGCAGAUGCAACUUCCACAUGAACUCGAAGCCAUCAAAGAAAACGAGCAUUUUCAGCUGAUCAAAAAGCACCGGAGAAACACUUCGUCGGCCUCAAGUCAUGACGUUGCCGAGGUGCUUGCGGUUGCUGAAAUCAUUGCUUCAAUGUGGCCUUGAAAACAUUUCCACGAUGCUUGAUGAUGUUUAUUUUAAACUCUUAUCAUUCGCAGUAAAAUUGAACGUUCAGCUGUACGUUUGGGUAAAAUAUUUUCUGUGGUUGUUGCUUAGUUAAAUUUAAUAGUAAUUGACAAUUUUUUCAGCACUAAGUUUGGUUUUCCUUUGCGUUUGGAUCAAAAUUAUGUGAAGUGCUUCAGAAACCUAAUCGCAUUAUUUUUUUAAUAUAAAACGACGUUUAUCCUUACUGUUGGGGAAAUUUUAUAUGGAAGUCGGUAGAUGAUUGCUGGCGUCUCUUGAAGUCUUCCUAACCAUCCUCGCGCGUACAGGUGAACAGACAAUAACAAUUUCAAUUAGGUUUUCAUGACCUACUCGUAUUUUACGUCCAACCAUAAUUCCACUUGCAGUCAAUAAUGUUGAUCAUUGCAAAUGCAAGGCUGCUCUUAUUUUAUGACCUAGCUUUGCUAAGGAAUGUUUUGACCGGUGUUGCCUGCAGUUAAGGUGGUUGUUAUAUAUACUGUAAUUUUAGUUGAAGAGCUUUUGUAGUACAUACAUUAGACCGUUGUCCAGAUGUUACGAACACGGACGACUAUUGUUCCUGCAUCCUGAGGUUCUAAUCAUUAAAAGCAUCUUCAGGGAUGCGGAGGAUACCAUGACCAGUAAGAUGACCAACUUUUCAUGGCACAUAUCAUGGGGUGAAUAUAGGUAUGUUGACUGUAUAAUUCAUUUACAAUUCAUUAACUUUUUGUAUUGUGCAUCGUGCCCGUGAAAUCAAACGUAUUAUUUUCGAAGAGACAUCUUAGUUGUUAUUUUUUCAUCCAGCAUUGUCCACUGGCAUUACAAUUCUAGUCUCAAUUAAAGGGUUCGCUUGUGGACAUGGUAGAUAAAGCACUGCCAGUUAUGUGAAUUGUUGAUAUGCUA
This is a messenger RNA of Hyalella azteca, 4680 nucleotides long. Its product is annotated as eukaryotic translation initiation factor 2-alpha kinase-like. Gene Ontology annotation, biological process: protein phosphorylation. The record is from RefSeq and is a predicted model, not a curated record. Lineage: Eukaryota; Metazoa; Arthropoda; Malacostraca; Amphipoda; Hyalellidae. Gene Ontology annotation, molecular function: protein binding; ATP binding; protein kinase activity.